CCGAAGACCAAUUGAAGACCGAGCCUUCAACUCUGCAAAUUUUCGAGCUCAUCGUUUUGCUUCUUUGGUCGCGAUUCACGAACACGAAGCUUCUUCCGUCACUAACCCCUCUUCUCUUCGAUGGCGAUGACCAUUGAGGUUUUCAGUCAUGCUUUGAUGGGAUUGAGUCCUAACACUUUUCUGUUUUGGCAUUGUUCCUCCCCGUAUUGCUGAUGGUUCGUGUUCUUUGCAGUGCUUGCAGGACUUGCAUUUAUGUUUUCAGCAAGCAUCUUGUUACAAAUCCUGGCUUGUGCAUUGUACAACAAUUGGUGGCCGAUGUUAUCUGCUCUGAUGUACGUCGUGGUACCCAUGCCUUGCUUAUUCUUUGGUGGCGGUUCUACUCAGUUUUUGCUUACGAGGGAAAGUGAUGGGUGGAUAAAUGCUGCUAAAUUCCUGACUGGGGCAUCAACUGUUGGGAGCAUAGCCAUUCCCAUCAUUCUUAGGCACGCUCAUAUGAUUGAGACACCUGCAAUGUGGAUUGAAUUCUUUUCAUUCUUCAUAUUUAUCUGUACUGUCAUGUGUUUCCACCGUGCUAGUCUCGAAGAUGCGUGGUGAUUAGCGCUCAAAAAGCCUAGGUUCUUAUCUACUGACUGGUAAUUGUUGCGGCCACCAUUGAUGUAAUAUAAGUUAAUAAUUGCAAGUUUGAUAAUGCAUGCGAACGGGAAAGGAACGUAGCCUUUCCCACUUUGUAGAUGUGAUCUCUAUAUAUAUGUAUGUUCAAACUUCAAAGACCCUUUCUUCAAUCAAUUUGUAUACGUUGUUCGAAGGUA
Messenger RNA from Pyrus x bretschneideri (Chinese white pear), 809 nucleotides. RefSeq names its product vacuolar protein sorting-associated protein 55 homolog. Gene Ontology annotation, cellular component: endosome. The record is from RefSeq and is a predicted model, not a curated record. Lineage: Eukaryota; Viridiplantae; Streptophyta; Magnoliopsida; Rosales; Rosaceae. The transcript is spliced from 6 exons. Bases 253 to 594 code for a protein of 113 amino acids. Gene Ontology annotation, biological process: late endosome to vacuole transport via multivesicular body sorting pathway.